This is a messenger RNA of Patiria miniata (bat star), 3097 nucleotides long. Its product is annotated as angiopoietin-1 receptor-like. Bases 163 to 3051 code for a protein of 962 amino acids. Gene Ontology annotation, molecular function: transmembrane receptor protein tyrosine kinase activity; ATP binding; protein binding. The record is from RefSeq and is a predicted model, not a curated record. NCBI's taxonomy places the organism in Eukaryota, Metazoa, Echinodermata, Asteroidea, Valvatida, Asterinidae. The transcript is spliced from 22 exons. Gene Ontology annotation, cellular component: signaling receptor complex. Gene Ontology annotation, biological process: protein phosphorylation; positive regulation of kinase activity; cell surface receptor protein tyrosine kinase signaling pathway.
UUUCUACUCUCCAGAAGGCAUUCACGUCUAUACUUGAAUUGUUCUCCCAUCGUAACUUCAAUCUGCACGUGAUCUUCAUACGCUUUGCAUACUUAAAACCACGCGUGUAUUUCGCCUCUGAACGACUUGCGAUCCACUUAUGCAAAUAGUAUCCAAAACACCAUGAGUUCAUCAGCAAAAUGUCGUCUCCUAGUCCCAGUGUUUGUUUGGGCUUGUGCCAUUCUUCACAAAGUGUGUGCAGGAGACCAAUGGUGGAGAGUGGAUCUGGAGGCUGCGUACUGCUUGACAAGAAUCACUGUAGUCAACACAAAUGUUAAUGUAACGCAAACAAAUGUCGAUGCUACACGUAUGACAGUCAGCUGGUCUACAGUGCCCUGUGCUGAUCAUUACAGCGUGGAGUAUGCCCUGACCUAUAAGGAUAAGUGUGAACACAUCAAUACACCAGCGUACAGUAGCCGCUGCAUGUGUCAGGGAAGCAUGACAAUUAUAAACAGUCUGAUGCCAAACUCUGGGUACACUGUACGAGUCAAGGCUUAUGUAUAUGGUGCAUACGGACCAAUAAAAACAGCAAUCGUCACAACCGCAUCAUCAGCACCGACUGGACCACCCACUAUUGUGACACCUGGGUCUCAAGCCCAACGCAGCCUAGCCUUCUCCUGGAGCCUCCCAGUGUGUGGAAACCGAGGCGGUGUCAUCACAGGAUACGACUAUAGGCUUAGUACAAGUGGAGCUGCACCAAUGACUCGCCAGACUACAGCAAGCCUCUCAGUUACAAUAGAUGGACUUACUCCCUUUACUUAUUACAGUUUUCAAGUUGCUGCAAGGACUAAUGAUGGGACUGGACCGUACAGUGCGGCUGUAGCAUCAAGAACACACGAAGCAGCGCCCACAGUUCCCCGCAAUGUUCGCAUCCUGUCGAUAGAUUACAUGUCCGUCAGUCUGGGCUGGAGUGUACCGGAUCCACCGAAUGGACGCAUCACACACUACAAUGUUCGCUACUGGAGGAGUGGAGACAUGCAAAACAUGGAGACUGAUCCUAUUGUCAUAGGAUUGAUGCACAGUAUCACGGGCCUUGAAGCCGGUGUGCCAUACCUGUUCGUGGUGCAAGCUGUGACGUCUGUUGGUCCUGGCCCUUGGAGUGACUAUAUCGAAGCAACGACAGCAAUCGGAGUUCCUCGACUUGUAAGGAAUCUGAACUUCACGAAGAGGACAGAGACAUCUAUCACUUUGGUCUGGAACCCACCGCUACGACCUAGAGGACCAAUCACUGGUUACAUAGUAGAGUACCGUAUCUUGGACAGGCCUUAUCGACCAGACUUCACAGCAGGGGACACAUACGAAGGCAGUGAAGCUCAGAAUUCACCCUUUACAAUAACCAACCUGGAACCUGGUACUAAAUAUGAGUUUAGGGUGUUGGCAAAGAAUGAAAUGUUCACAGGGACAGAACACCGAGUGUUGGAAGUUUACACGAAGCCGAUGACGGAUCCACCUGCUCCACCCAAACCCACUCCAAUUCAAGAGAAAACAACAGACAUGACAGUCACAAUCAGUUUGGCAGCUCCAAAGUCUGUUGUGUACAUUGAAUCAUACGUGAUUGAGGUUAAGAAGGCUGGUACAUUGUCUGUGACCAAAAGAGAUGUUCUCGUUACGAGACGUUCUGAGGACCUGGGUGACGGUUACAUUGCUGCUGAAUUUCCUAAGAAUAGCCUUCCUGCUGAAUUCGUAGUCGGAGACUCUAAGAUGUAUGGCGGCUACAGGAACGCACCGCUGCAGCGAGAUGCUGUAUACAACAUCCGUGUUGGGUCUGUUACCAAAGGCAACGAAACUGUGACCACGGUAACAUAUUCUGAGCCACUGACAGUCAUUGUGCAAAAACCAUCAACGAAUGGCAACGGAAUCAUUAUUGCUGCUGCCGUGUUUAGUGCGAUAGUGGUUGGUUUUGUCCUAAUUAUUUUCGUUGGAUGUGUGGUGUGGAGGAGACGAAAUCGCCAGAAUGCUUCAAACAGUUCUCUAAUAGUGCCCAGACCUGUGGAACUGGUUGCCAAACCCACAACCUACGAAAACUACCCACCAAGAGCUGUCAACCCCGAUGGCGAUAUAUAUGAGGAUGUUGGGCUUCCCGUCUGGGCCAGGAAACUGGAAAUCAAAUGGGAGAAUUUGAUGAUCGAUGAUGAGAUUCUUGGUAAGGGUAACUUUGGCGAGGUACGGGCAGGAGGCGUGAGAAUCAGAAGCCAGGUCACCAAAGCAGCCAUCAAAACUCUCAAAGACAGCACCUCUGAUGCUGCUACGGACUUCAAGGCAGAGUUGCAGACGAUGGUGGGCAUUAAACCACACCCUAAUAUUGUACGUCUCCUUGCCGCAUGUUUUCAUGAAGGCAUUCUGUAUGUGGCACUGGAGUUUCUUCCCAAUGGCAAUCUUCGUGAUUAUCUGAGGAGCAUUCGCCCGAAGCAGAAAAGAGCUGGCCACUCAACUGACGGCGCAUCUCCGGUGACUUCUUCAAACUUGUUGAAAUUUGGCACAGACGUUGCCAAGGGGAUGGACCAUCUCUCCAAGACAGGAAUUAUCCAUCGUGACUUGGCAGCAAGGAACAUACUUCUGGCCGAAGACCUGACCGCCAAAGUGUCUGAUUUCGGCCUUUCACGAGGAGAGAACAUCUACGUUCAAAAAUCAUCGACCAGGAUUCCCGUUCGCUGGUUGGCUAUCGAAUCUUUGACGCGUCGUGUCUACAAGUCCAAAAGUGAUGCGUGGUCGUUUGGCAUCUUGCUGUGGGAGAUAGCAACAUACGGAGCCACUCCGUACCCUGGUAUUGAAAGUAAGUCACUGGCCGAGAGAUUGCUGGAUGGAUACCGCAUGCCCAAGCCGGACAACUGCGCCGAUGAAAUUUAUAAUCUGAUGUUGAAGUGCUGGCAUGAGGUGCCAAGUAAGCGUCCAACCUUCAAAGUACUCUACGAAACUCUCGAGAAAAUGAACUCCAAAUCGUAUGAAAAUGUUGUCUUGUCACCGACUGUCUACGAGAACUUCAUCAUCAAGCAUGAGUUUGAUGACAACUAGAUGACGUCAUUAUCUUUACGCUGUAAUGCAUCAUCUUCGAAAUUAC